AUGGUAGUUGCAUAUUGUGAUGGACUUCCACUGGCUCUUGAAAUCCUUGGCUCCUAUUUGCGUGGGAGAACAAUUAAACAAUGGGAGAAUGUGUUGUCCAAAUUACAGAGGAUUCUUACUAAAAGUAUACAUGAAAAGUUAAAAAUAAGCUAUGAUGGAUUGGAUGAUGAUUCAGAGAAGGAUAUUUUCCUUGACAUAUGUUGCUUCUUUAUCAACAAGGACAGGAACUAUGUUACACAGAUAUUAGAUGGUUGUGAACUUCAUGCUGAAAAUGGAUUACAAAUCCUCAUAGAGCGGAGCUUGGUGAAAGUAGGUAGAAAUAAUAGGCUUGAAAUGCAUUAUUUAUUACAAGAAAUGGGAAAAGAAAUCAUCCGUGGAAGCCCACCUAAAGAUCCUAAGAAACAUAGCAGACUAUGGUCUCGAGAAGAUGUGCUUGAUGUGUUAACAGAUCAUACAGGAACCGAAGCUAUUGAGGGUAUAUCUCUAAAGGUAUCAAAAACCCAUAGUGAUCCCAUUGAUUCUGAGGCAUUUAAGAAGAUGAAGAAACUCAGAUUGCGCCAACUAGACUAUGUAAAUCUUAAAGGAGAUUAUAAACAUCUUUCUAAAAAGCUCAGGUGGGUUCGUUGGCAUGGAUUUCCAUCAAAUUACACUCCAACCAACAUUUACCAAGAAAACCUAGUUGCUAUUGACUUCAAACGUAGCAACCUCAAAGUAGUUUGGAAAGAUUCCAAGAAGUUGCCAAUGUUGAGGACACUAAAUCUCAGUCAUUCACCUUUCUUGACACAAACUCCUGAUUUUACAUAUCUACCAAACCUUGAAAAGCUUAUGAUGAAAGAUUGUGAGAGCUUGAUUUUAAUUCAUGAGAGCAUUGGGGAUCUAAAAUUUCUCCUUCAUCUUAAUCUAAAAGAUUGCAAGAGCCUCAAAGAUCUUCCUAGAAGCACCUACAAGUUGAAAUCAUUAAAGACUUUCAUUAUUUCUGGUUGUUCAUUGAUUGACCAUUUAGAAGAAGAUAUUGAGCAAAUGGAGUCCUUGACAAGUCUUAUGGCAGAUAACACUUCCAUAACACAACUACCCAAGUCAUUAGCAAGAUUGGAAGGGCUUAAGCAUGGAUAUGUAUCUUUCCCUGGUCAUGAAGGAAGAGGGCAAGAUAUAUUUCCUUCUCUCAUAUGGUCUUGGAUGUCACCUCAUGAUUUUCCUCAAUCCGGUAUUGAAGAAUCCGUGCAAAGCGUAUCAUCUAUAGUUGCCUCAAUUGGACGGAAUAGUGGGUUGCGUGGUCUAUGUCAAUUUCUAGGCGAUCUUGUGAAGCUUCCAGUGCAAGGUCAGCAGAUUCCGUCAAUUCUCUUUCACUUCAACUAG
Molecule: messenger RNA, 1356 nt
Organism: Neltuma alba
Lineage: Eukaryota; Viridiplantae; Streptophyta; Magnoliopsida; Fabales; Fabaceae
Product: TMV resistance protein N-like
Exons: 4
Coding region: 1-1356 (451 amino acids)
Biological process (GO): defense response
Source: RefSeq, a predicted model, not a curated record